Harpia harpyja (harpy eagle) is the source of this 3221-nucleotide messenger RNA. It is a transcript of the gene IGF2BP2, whose product is annotated as insulin like growth factor 2 mRNA binding protein 2. Gene Ontology annotation, cellular component: cytoplasm; cytosol; nucleus. The record is from RefSeq and is a predicted model, not a curated record. Bases 38 to 1876 code for a protein of 612 amino acids. NCBI's taxonomy places the organism in Eukaryota, Metazoa, Chordata, Aves, Accipitriformes, Accipitridae. Gene Ontology annotation, molecular function: mRNA 3'-UTR binding. The transcript has 17 exons. Gene Ontology annotation, biological process: regulation of gene expression; nervous system development.
GGUGGGGUGGGGGUGGGGGGGGCGGCGUGUGCUCCCCAUGAAGCGACGGAGGAUGAACAAGCUGUACAUCGGGAACCUCAGCCCCGCCGUCACCGCCGACGACCUCAAGCGGCUUUUCGGGGAGAGGAAGCUGCCCCUGGCCGGCCAGGUCCUGCUCAAGUCCGGCUACGCCUUCGUGGAUUACCCGGACCAAAACUGGGCCAUCCGGGCUAUCGAGACCCUCUCGGGGAAAGUGGAGCUGCACGGCAAAGUGAUGGAGGUGGAUUAUUCCGUGCCCAAAAAGCUCAGGAGCAGGAAGAUCCAGAUCCGAAACAUUCCCCCCCAUCUGCAGUGGGAGGUGCUGGAUGGUCUGUUAGCUCAGUGUGGGACGGUGGAGAAUGUAGAGCAAGUCAACACAGACACCGAAACAGCCGUUGUCAACGUAACGUAUGCAACUAAAGAACAAGCAAAAGUAGCAAUUGAGAAGCUGAGCGACCACCAGUUUGAGAACUAUUCCUUCAAGAUUUCCUACAUCCCGGAUGAAGAGGUGAGCUCCCCUCCGCCCCCCCAGCGAUCCCGCCGUGGGGGCCACUCUUCCAGGGAGCGGGGCUCCUCCCCGGGGGGCUCCUCGCAGCCCAAACAGCUCGAUUUCCCACUGCGGAUGCUGGUGCCCACGCAGUUUGUUGGUGCGAUCAUAGGAAAGGAGGGCUUGACCAUAAAGAACCUUACUAAGCAAACCCAGUCCAAGGUUGACAUCCAUCGGAAGGAGAAUGCCGGCGCUGCUGAAAAGCCCAUCACCAUCCAUGCCACGCCAGAGGGGUGCUCCGAAGCGUGUCGCAUGAUCCUUGAUAUCAUGCAGAAGGAGGCUGAUGAAACUAAAUCAGCAGAAGAGGUUCCCUUGAAAAUCCUAGCACACAACAGUCUGGUGGGGAGGUUGAUUGGCAAGGAGGGCCGCAACCUCAAGAAGAUCGAGCAGGACACAGGCACGAAGAUCACCAUCUCCCCUUUGCAGGAUUUAACCAUUUAUAACCCGGAGCGGACCAUCACGGUGAAGGGCAGCACGGAGGCGUGCUCCAAUGCCGAAGUGGAGAUCAUGAAGAAGUUGCGAGAAGCUUACGAGAAUGACGUUGUGGCCGUCAAUCAGCAAGCCAACCUGAUCCCAGGACUGAACCUCAGCGCUUUGGGCAUCUUCUCGACAGGACUGUCCAUGCUCCCAUCUACCCCGGGGGCCCGAGGGGCUGCGGCGGCCGCCCCGUACCACCCGUUUGCACAGCAGAGCGGUCGGAGGAGAACGAGCUCCUCGGCAUACCUCUCAGGUCUGUAUGGAGCCCCCCCAGCCGGCGCCUUCCCCCACCAGCACCCUCUGCCAGAGCAGGAGGUUGUGAACUUGUUCAUCCCGACGCAGGCAGUGGGGGCCAUCAUCGGGAAGAAGGGGCAGCACAUCAAGCAGCUGGCACGGUUUGCUGGUGCCUCCAUCAAGAUUGCCCCGGCAGAAGGUCCCGACGCCAGCGAGCGGAUGGUCAUCAUCACGGGGCCUCCCGAGGCUCAGUUCAAGGCGCAAGGGCGAAUAUUUGGGAAGCUGAAAGAGGAAAACUUCUUUAACCCGAAAGAAGAAGUGAAGCUUGAAGCCCACAUCAAGGUGCCUUCCUUCGCCGCCGGCCGCGUGAUAGGCAAAGGUGGCAAGACGGUAAACGAACUGCAAAAUUUAACUAGUGCAGAAGUCAUUGUGCCGCGAGACCAAACCCCGGACGAGAACGAGGAGGUCAUCGUUAAAAUCAUUGGGCAUUUCUUUGCCAGUCAGACUGCACAGCGCAAGAUCAGGGAAAUCGUACAGCAGGUGAAGCAGCAGGAGCAGAAACACGCUCAGGGAGCCCCGGCCUCGCAGCACAGCAAGUGAGGCUCCCGCCGUGCCGGCCAGCACCGCCCGAUGAAUGUAACCCCACCGCUGCCAUCGCCGGACCCCCCCCCAGCAGGUCAGGGGAGCAAACCAAAGACCCCCCCCCCAAGCCCGCCCCCACUGCAGCCAGGGUGCUGUGAGGAUACGCAGCAGAGGGGUACAGGGAGGGCUCUCUCCAUCCCACAGCCUCCCCCCUACUCCAUCGCCUCCUGACGCUAUCCCUUUAGUUGGACUAACAUAGGCAGAGAGAGACAUUUUUUAAUUUUCAGUUUCCUAAAAGCCACCUGUUUCAUCCAUGCACAGCCGAGGGAGCUCGCCCGGUGUUGGGGGGGGGGGGGGGGCUGCAGCGCACAGCAUGGCGCUCACCGAUUUUAGAAUUAAUAUAUCGAUAAUGAAACUAAUGCUGAUUUUUAAGUUUUGUUAAGUUUUGUUUUUUUUUUUAAAUUCUUUUUAAAUUUCAAAGGGGUUGGAGGGAGGGGGAUGUUUGUUUUUAGCAAAAGCAGGCUUUUCUAGAGUUUUAAAGAAAGGAGCUAGUCCAUUGGUUCUCUAAUGCACAGUAGAGCAGAGAUGUAGGAUUGCCAGCAGGGGAAAAAAAAAUGUGUUAAAAAAGCAAUUUCUUAAGGGCUUUGAGAAGAGCAGUGCCUGUAUGAGCCAACAGAAGGGAUACCGUCUCCUAAAAGAGGAAUCUCUUUCACAUGCCCUUUCCUCUUGUGCUUCACAGAGUCCAAAACUGGGGUUUGCAUCCAUUCUGUCCCCCCUUUCUGACUGACUGUCUGUCUGUCCGUCCCCUCUCUCUUUCCAUCACUGCCCAACACAGCCAUGCUUGGCCCUAACAUCCCCAGAAAAUGAUGGGCAGCACCAGCCCUGCCCGCUUUGGGCAGGAAUCUUUUUACUUAAAAAGAUCCCUGUUGCAAGAAGAGGGGAAAAUGGGGGGAGGAAACAGAUUUACAAGAGGUUUCAGCCCAGGGCUGGAAAAACAACUAGCAAAAUUCUUUUAAAAUUAAAAAAAAAAACCAAACCCCACACGCAUACACACAGACACACAAAAACUACCUCAGGUUUUCGUACCUCAGCACCUUGCGCUUGUGUUUCCCUUUUAGAGAUUUUGUAUGCCUUGUAAAACUGAUAGUUGGAGCAUUUUUUUAUUUUUUUAAUAAAAAACGAGUUGGAAAAUGAUCUCGACCAAGUCAGCUGCGAGGCGGGAGAAGGAAACCAUCCCACAUGUCCCAGAGCUCUUCCGUAGUCUCCUGCUAGCUGAGAGCCAGUGGCCAUUCCUUCAGAGGAAGCUUGAGAAAUGUUUAAAAAGGAAAAAAAAAAAAAAAGGAAAAAAAAGAAAAACUCACCA